Daktulosphaira vitifoliae (grape phylloxera) is the source of this 2371-nucleotide messenger RNA. RefSeq names its product mitochondrial intermediate peptidase. The record is from RefSeq and is a predicted model, not a curated record. Gene Ontology annotation, biological process: peptide metabolic process. Gene Ontology annotation, molecular function: metalloendopeptidase activity. Gene Ontology annotation, cellular component: mitochondrion. The coding region runs from base 252 to 2339 and encodes 695 amino acids. The transcript is spliced from 11 exons. NCBI's taxonomy places the organism in Eukaryota, Metazoa, Arthropoda, Insecta, Hemiptera, Phylloxeridae.
UGUUUGAAUUAUUUCAAAUUAUAUAAUGUAAAACUUUUUCGGUCGUAUGAAAAGUUUAAUACAAAUUUGUAGACAAACAUUAAAAUAUUUUUAAUACGUACUUACUAAUGUAAAACAUAUUGGGUUUUGUUGAAGAUUUUUUCUUUUAGAUAAAGUUAUAGAAUUAAAAAUUCUACAUAAAAUCCAAUAUCAAUGUCUUAAAAUACUCUACUUUGACUAUACAUCUAACAUAUAUUGAUAAAUCUACAAUUAUGAUAAAUUCAUGCAGUUUUGGUAUGAUACAUAGAGUCUUACGUUUUGGACAUUAUUGUAGAAUGUAUAAUGUUUCAUCAGCUCAACCAUUAACUAAAGUGUUUAAUUAUCCCAAUUCAAAAAUAAAUUUUUUUGUUAGUAAUCAAACCGGAUUAUUCGACAUACCAGAACUUUGUUCAUAUGAAGGAUUUUAUGCACUCAGAGAACGUACAAAGUUACAAUGUGACAAUUUAGUGGAUGAAAUUUGUAGUCCAAACAGAAAAAACAAUUUGGUGGAAUUAUUUGAUCAACUAUCCAAUAGCCUUUGUUGUCUUGCUGAUUUAGCAGAAUUUAUACGAACUGCUCAUCCAGAUGCAUCAUAUAGUACAGCUGCAGAAGAUUCUUGUCUAUCUAUGAAUACUAUUGUUGAAAAUUUAAACACUAAUAAAAAACUGUAUUUAAAAUUGAAACAAGUGCUUAAAGAUGGUGACAUAAAUCCAAUGACAGAAGAAGAUAUUCAUGUUGGUGAGCUAUUUCUAUUUGAUUUUGAAUUAAAUGGGAUACAUUUAGAAGAAAAGAAAAGACAAUAUGUAGUUGAUUUAAAUAAUUAUAUUUUAAUUACUGGACAAAGAUUUAUGAUAGCUGCAGAAAAAUCCAGAUUUAUUGAUAUGUCUAAAAUUCCUGAUGCAUUUUUAAUUGAUUAUCCUGUAAAAGAUGGGAAAAUAAGUGUUCAACAAUCAAAUUCAACUUCAAGCAAUCCAAUAGUCCGAGAGUUUUCAUUUAAAAUUUUUAACUCCCCAAACAAAGAAUCAGAAGAACUGUUAGAUAAUCUUUUAGAAUGUCGACAUAAACUAGCUUUGACAUGUGGGUUUCCCUCAUAUGCUCAUAGAGCUUUAAAAAACAGUAUAGCAGAAAAUCCUGAUUUUGUCAUGGAGUUUUUAGAUGUAUUGAAUUCAGAACUGAGAACAAGGUCAAUAAUUGAGUAUAAAAUCAUGAAGAAAGCAAAUAAUAAUAAAACAGUUGCACCUUGGGAUGUACAAUUUUUGACUAAUAAUAUUAAGCAAAAUCAUCUUAAAUACUCAAUGCUAGAUUAUGCAGCAUAUUUUUCUCUGGGAGAUUGUAUGGAAGGUUUAAAUUUAAUAUUUAACAGCUUAUACAAUAUAAAAUUAAUUAUUGAAGAUUUAAAACGAGGGGAAGGAUGGGCUGAUAGAAUUUACAAGUUAGCUGUUAUUCAUGAAAGUGAAGGUUUACUAGGUUAUAUUUAUUGUGAUUUUUUUGAACGAUCUGGAAAAUUACAUAAUGAUUCUCACUAUGUUGUAAGAGGUGGACGUCAACUACCAAAUAAUUCUUAUCAAGUACCAAUUGUAGUAGUCAUGUUGAACAUAGUUUGGAAUGCUAAUCAAGGGCCUGUGUUAUUACAUCCUGGAACUGUAGAAAACUUAUUUCACGAGUUUGGUCAUGCAAUCCAUUCAAUGUUGGGAAGAACUAAAUAUCAACAUGUAAAUGGAACCAGAUGUGCUACUGAUUUAGCAGAAUUUCCUUCAGUGUUGAUGGAAUAUUAUGCUUCACAAUCUCAAGCAAUGAAAUGGUAUGCUAAACAUUAUAAAACUAGAGAACCCAUGCCUGAAGAAAUGUUAAACAAAUUAUGUGUUUCAAAAUGUUUAUUUGCUGCUUCAGAAAUGCAAAUGCAGCUUUUUUAUUCUGUAUUAGAUCAACAAUAUCAUUCUAAAGCCCCACAACCUCGAACUACUACUAAUAUGCUUGCUAAAUUGCAAGCUGAGUAUUAUGGACUACCUUAUGUAGAAAAUACUGCAUGGCAACUACGUUUUUCGCACUUUGUUGGUUAUGGUGCAAAAUAUUAUUCAUAUUUAGUAUCAAAAGCCAUUGCAGCAAAAACAUGGCAUAAAUUUUUAAUUAGCGACCCGCUUAACAAUGCACAAGGCGAACGAUUACGAAGUGAAUGCUUAAAACACGGAGGUGGAAAAUCAGCAAGAUGUUUAGUCUCAGAUUACUUGAAUACAUCAGUUACACCACAACUCCUUGCAUCUUCCUUAAUUGAGGACAUUGAUCAAGGAACUGAACUUACUAAAUCAAUUUAUGCUAUUUAAUUUUAAUUUAAAUAUAGAUGUUUUUGUUUUGA